GGCUAAUGUGACAAUGUGACUGAACGUGUUUCUGAUGUGCAGUGAUCGCGUUUUCUUCGGGUAAGUUUCCAUCCGGACGAGCCAGGCAGCGGCCUCGAGGCGCGCAUCACCAUCAUCAUCAUGCGUGCCAUGCCUGCCAUGGCAUGCGAAGCGAAGCGAACAUCCUUUCACCCGACCGCAUCACCGUGAUGAAGACCUGCGCGCUUUCAAGCAUCGCAUGCACGCCGAGAUCAAGGCGGAGCUCGCGCCGACCGUCGAGACAGUCAAGCGCGAGUUCGCACUGAAGCGCAAAGCCGCGGGGAGCGACCGCGCGCGGCUGCAGCAGCUCACCGACGAAUUCAACGACAGGAUCAUGGAGGUCGAUAACAGGGGGAUCGAGCGCCUCAAGGACGCCGUCGCGCGCGAGCGGCAGCGCCGGGGCGGCGAGGCGGGCUGGGGCGAUAGCGCUGCUGCAGACCGGGCGCAGUCGAGGAUGGGCGGGUUCGGGGACUGGAGCAACGGGCACGCGGCGGACUUUUCGGACUGGGGGUAUCAGGGCGAUGGUCAGCGGGCCAGUUCCGCUGCAGGACACGCCCGUAAAGCGUCCUUUGAUGCCGGCGUCCCGACCACGUCUCUGCUAAGUGGGACCCGGCCUGCAUCAAGAGGAGGCCCGACCGCAUAUAGCGUGAAUGGUGUCCGCCCAGCCUCCGCCGCUGCUCGCCCAACCGGGCCGCUGCAAGACAGUCUGCUCCACUCGACAGCCAAGAACACUGGCAUGGAUGAGGCGAUGAUGCGCAAAUUCGCUGACGAGCAGGCGCGCAUGGAUCGAGGGAACACACCGGCCACACCAAGCGACCAGGCGUAUCGCAAAUUUGCGGAAGAGCAAGCUCGCUUGCAUCGAGUGCAGACUCCAGUCGAAAUCCCACGUAAUGAAGCACAGCGGAGAUUCGCAGAUGAACAGGCCCGAUUGAACAGGGCACAUUCUCCGGAGAUAACACGGACGGACACGCCAUCCAAGUCGUUCAGCGAAGACCAGAUGCGGAUUCUCACGGGGACCUCUGCCGACACGUCUCGCAAUGGGUUGAUGAACGGCGCGCGUCCAAGUCCCAAGAGCAGUUAUCCGUCUUCAUCACCCAUCGAUUCAGCCCGCCUCGCAGCAUUCGCCGAGCAACAGCAUCGUUCGAGUCAAGCCAAUCUCUUUGCCGCGCAUCAGGAUGCCAAGGGUGCAUUUCCGUGUGGUUUGGCAUGUUCUAUGGUUAUUCUCAUUUGGGCUUCGCAGGGAUCAACGGCACGCGCUAUACGCAGGCCUCACAAGCCACCCGCAAGUCGAAUCCGCCCCCGUCUGCGCGACGAAGCUCCAACGCGUCGAUGGCCCCGCCGUCGGCCAUGUUCGGCCGAUUCCCGUUGAACGAGCAGGACUCGCGGUUCGACUAUGACUCGAAUCUGUCCAAGGUCGAAGUGCUGUUUUUCGACCUCGAUGGGACGGUCAUGAACUGGCGAGGCACCGUGGCGGAUGAGCUGAAGCGGCUCGGAACGAAGAACUUUGUCAAACCGAUUGAUUGGGAGGCGUUUGCGACCAAGUGGCGAGAAGCAUAUCUCUCUGCCAUUCGCGACCUGGCAACGAACGGAGACUCGCUGGCCCCACGAACGGUGUAUUACUCGACGCUGGAAAAGCUCUUGAGUAAAGAGGCCAAGGAGCUUUCGUCACGAUGGUCGCCGGCUGUGAGGGCCCAGCUCGUGCAAGUUUGGGAACGUAUCGCUGCCUGGCCUGACGUUCAAGCAUCUUUGAAAUCAAUACGAGGGAUGAAGACUGUUGCAACGCUCUCUAACUUACCCCUACGCACCCAAAUGCAAAUGAACAAACACGCUGGCCUCGUUUGGGACACGUGUAUAUCCGCUUCCCUGUUGAGCUGUUUCAAACCGAGCGCUGAUGCGUACACCGAGGCAGCGCGCCACGUGGGCAUCGCUGCGCCCAAUUGUGCUAUUGUCUCCGCCCGCGCGGAGGAGCUGCGCAUUGCGAAUUCUGCGGGCCUGAAGACCGUGUACGUCCGUCGAGCGUCUGAGGAUCCGCAUGUCGUGCACGCCGAGAUUGCGAGCAAACUCGAGGGCGGGGAAUUCGACCUUGUUGUGGACUCGUUUGAGCACCUCGCGAUCGUCCUGGGGUGUGAUUGAUUCUGUGAUUGUACCAACAACUGCUUCUGCUUUCGGACUCGCUCUGUUGUAAUGGUCUGUGUCCACAUGUUUUUGUACUGUUCUUGUACUUGUGUGUUGUUCUCAUUGUUUCUUGUUCUAUGCAAUCCCUGCUCUUAUCGGACUUGUGCCAACUUGAACAUGACAUUCUGUGCUAGUUUGUCGUGAUUCUUG
Messenger RNA from Mycena citricolor, 2343 nucleotides. The record is from the annotation of a GenBank genome assembly. NCBI's taxonomy places the organism in Eukaryota, Fungi, Basidiomycota, Agaricomycetes, Agaricales, Mycenaceae.